AACUUCCUUUCCUCCAUUCGAUCGCAGUCAUGGGUCGCCGGCCAGCCCGAUGCUAUCGCUACUGCAAGAACAAGCCCUACCCAAAGUCACGUUUCUGUCGUGGUGUUCCUGACCCAAAGAUUAGGAUCUUUGACCUGGGCAGGAAGAAGGCAAGGGUCGACGAGUUCCCGCUGUGUGGUCACAUGGUAUCUGACGAGUAUGAGCAGCUGUCAUCUGAAGCUCUUGAGGCGGCCCGUAUCUGUGCCAACAAGUACAUGGUGAAGACCUGUGGAAAGGACGGCUUCCACAUCAGAGUCCGUCUGCAUCCCUUCCACGUCAUCCGCAUCAACAAGAUGUUGUCCUGUGCUGGGGCUGAUCGGCUCCAGACAGGGAUGCGUGGGGCGUUCGGGAAGCCCCUGGGUACGGUGGCCCGUGUCAACAUCGGUCAGGUGAUCAUGUCUGUCCGCACCAAGGCCAGCAACAAGGAGCACAUCAUUGAGGCUCUACGCAGAGCCAAGUUCAAGUUCCCUGGACGCCAGAAGAUCCACAUGUCUAAGAAGUAUGGUUUCACCAAGUUCAACGCUGUGGACUUCGAUCAGAUGAUGGCAGAGAAGCGUGUUAUUCCUGACGGCUGUGGGGUGAAGUACAUCCCCUCCACUGGCCCUCUGGCUCGCUGGAAGAAGAUUCACGCCAACUAGAGCCGUGCUCGGCUGGCAGGCAAAACAUCAGUAGCUUCUGGUUGACUCAUCCUGGAGCAGAGACAUGGAAGAACAACUAGCCAAUAAAAGUCAAUAUUUGAAUAU
Molecule: messenger RNA, 782 nt
Organism: Esox lucius (northern pike)
Lineage: Eukaryota; Metazoa; Chordata; Actinopteri; Esociformes; Esocidae
Gene: rpl10
Product: ribosomal protein L10
Biological process (GO): translation; ribosomal large subunit assembly
Cellular component (GO): ribosome; cytosolic large ribosomal subunit
Molecular function (GO): structural constituent of ribosome
Source: RefSeq, marked provisional